Messenger RNA from Loa loa (African eye worm), 822 nucleotides. RefSeq lists its product as hypothetical. Gene Ontology annotation, biological process: regulation of transcription by RNA polymerase II. The record is from RefSeq and is a predicted model, not a curated record. Lineage: Eukaryota; Metazoa; Nematoda; Chromadorea; Rhabditida; Onchocercidae. Gene Ontology annotation, cellular component: nucleus. Bases 1 to 720 code for a protein of 239 amino acids. Gene Ontology annotation, molecular function: DNA-binding transcription factor activity, RNA polymerase II-specific; RNA polymerase II cis-regulatory region sequence-specific DNA binding. The transcript is spliced from 3 exons.
AUGAGCUGUACCGAAUCUUACAUCGGUUCUUCUAGUCCACCUACCACUUAUCCACAUUACGGUGAAUGGUCAUCAUCCGCUGGCUAUAUUUCCACCUCAGCAACACCUUAUCCGCCAACUUCAUCAUAUGGGCAUAAUUUACUUCCACCAAGUACUUCACAAUGGGUUACUACUAAUUAUGCUCAAAAUCAACAGACAACUAAUGCUCAUCCUACCGAACAAUCUCAUUCGGUCACUUCCACUGCUACCACUGCUGCUACCGUUGCAGCCGCGACUGCAGCCGCUACUAUUGCAGCAAACACUGCAAACACAUAUAAAUGGAUGCAUAUCAAGCGUACUGUCACUAAAUCAUCAGUACCAAGACGACGUGUGGUGGAGGAUACGAAUGCGAUGCGUACCAAUUUUACCACUCAUCAAUUAACGGAACUUGAAAAGGAAUAUUAUACAUCGAAAUAUUUAAAUCGAACAAGGCGAGCUGAAAUUGCAUCCAUCCUACAGCUAAAUGAAACUCAAGUGAAAAUAUGGUUUCAAAAUCGUCGAAUGAAAGAAAAAAAGCGGCAAAAAGAGCAGGCUUUCCUAGCACGUGGUGGUAUACCGUUGACACCAUGCAAAGCACCUCCACAACAGAGAACGAUCAACAGGGAUGGUACCACCUGGUCCUCCGAAUCUUCUUCUGGUACUCCUAACGAUUCCCCGAAACUAAUGCCACCAUCUCUAUAAUCCAGCUAUAAAUAUUGGGCUGGAUGACAGAUCGGCUAAUUAAUUGCUUCUUUCAGCCGCCAACUAUCCGUGUAAUGUAGUGUUAGUCGUUUUCACAUCGAC